Molecule: messenger RNA, 767 nt
Organism: Gloeophyllum trabeum ATCC 11539
Lineage: Eukaryota; Fungi; Basidiomycota; Agaricomycetes; Gloeophyllales; Gloeophyllaceae
Exons: 2
Coding region: 96-503 (135 amino acids)
Source: RefSeq, a predicted model, not a curated record
CUCGCGAAGUCAUCGUGGCUAUGCGCUUUAGACGGGCUGCAUGCGCGCCAACCGCAGCAUCGCAUAUCUGCUCACUCGUGCCUAUAUAAACCACUAUGCCCCUAGAGACUCACGACAGCACCUGCCCCUCCAGUCAUCACAUCAAACAAAACACCGUCUUCCCAGCAAACCCCUCUCCCAUGCCUUCCACCGCAUCUUCCUACGCCGCGUCUACCACCUCUUUCGAUACCGCGUCUACCCUCUCGGUCGCGUCCAGCACCACCAUAGCUCCUAAAGCAUCCUCUCCUCAGCCAUCCUCUACCGGCAAGGACCUCGCUGCUGCGUUUGGGGCGCUGCGGUCCAAGUACGGCGCAUCCGGUUCCUCCCACUCUUUUUGUCUCAGGGAGAGGGUCAUGCGCUCGAUUCAGAAGUCCUCGGACAAGAAGAGCCCUACCGUCGCGGAGUCAUCGCACACUACCAUUGCCACUGACAACAAGGCAAAGACGUCCCCUCCGAAGAUGUAGAUGAACGCCAGAUAUAUAAGGGCCACAGCACACAGGCAGCCAAUGUAUGGCGGAAAUAUGGAGCAUAGUCGAAUAGCUACACGUGAUGUGGUAGUCAUGCCGGAAUCGUUGGAGCGAAAUGGUGCAGAGUUCGUUACAAUCGGAAAGCAGUCGACAGCAUAAUAGAAAUUCGAAAUGUGAUAUGCAAGCGACGUCUAAAACCCAAACAAAACUGCAGAUCUAUCGUCCCCUUACAAGCCAGCCUCGUUUUCUAGGCUUCAGCUC